Labrus mixtus (cuckoo wrasse) is the source of this 2713-nucleotide messenger RNA. It is a transcript of the gene golm2, whose product is annotated as golgi membrane protein 2. The coding region runs from base 690 to 2135 and encodes 481 amino acids. Lineage: Eukaryota; Metazoa; Chordata; Actinopteri; Labriformes; Labridae. The record is from RefSeq and is a predicted model, not a curated record. The transcript has 9 exons.
UAGAUUGACACAAAGCAGGGGUCAUUUGUGCUUUAUUUUUGAUUUGUUUAAGUUACAUCACCAGGAUUCCGACCUCCUUCGCAAGAAGAAACACUAUUUUUUGUGUGUUAUUUAAUAGCUGCCAGGUGUCGCAUCUAACGACGCUAGCUGGUGUGAAUGUGUUAGCUGUGCAGUGUUAAUGUUCACGUCGGGAUCCAAAAAUCAUCAGUGGUCGUGUUCAACGAUAAUGUGAUUUCAGUGAGCUCCAGUUCGUGAGUGUAUGCAAUCUACCUGGGCUUUGUCGGAAAAGCCUGCAGAGCUGAAGGCUAACUUGGUUGUGUGCCUGUGUAUUUGCGCCUCCUCGCUGCCCCUGUAGCUGUCCACGUCUCAUCUUCUGUGUUAACCAGCUGAGCUAGGCCACGUCCCUGCGGGCGUAUUUCAUCCAACCUACCCACUGACAUUGGACGAGUCUCAGAGACGAUGCCUUGUGUGCGGAAGGAGGGAGGACAGUAAAGAGCAGAAGAGAUGUGGGAAAAAGUCUGAUCAUUCAUGACUGUCAGCGUGAGUACUGUAGUGUUUGCCUUUCUAUACGGUUGCCGCAUAUCCUCGGCAUGUCACGUAGACGGAUGUGUUGCACAGCGGGAGAAGACUUCCACGGAGCUCUGUAGGUUGCGGUAACAACCCGAGGUGACUGACAUUUUGCAUUAGAAAUGAUCGGGUUUGGUGCAAACCGACGGGGAGGCCGCCUUCCGUCCUUCAUCCUCAUCUUCCUGAUGGUUAUCAUCGCCAUACUGUCGUUCAAUUACUGGACGGUGUCCAACAGGCACGGACGCCUGCUCGACGAGCUGGCGGAGGUGCAGACGCAGGUGAAGCGCACGGACGCGGCGCGCAGCCGGCUGGAGAAGCGCAACUCGGAGCUGAUGGUGCAGGUGGACACUCACAGAAAGCAGAUCGACCAGAAGGAUGGAGAUUACAGCGUCCUGGAGGGCAAGAUACAGGCCAGGGAGGGCCUUAUCAAAAAGUGUACUGAUGAAAAGAUGAAGCUUCAGGGCGAAGCCACAGCCCAGAUGACAGAAAUCCAGAGGCUAAAAGAGCAGCUAACAGACCUGAAGCAGGAGUUCAUGAAACAGGAAGAGCAGCUGAGAGAAGUGAAGAAAAACAGCACUACCUUGGAAAGAAAACUGGAGUAUGAGAGUUUACAGUGUGGACGUCAGAUUGCACAACUGAAGGACGAGUAUGAAGAAACAAAGAAGGCCAUGGAGAUGGAGGCAACAAAGCUUAGACAGGGUGCAAUAGACCGCCACAAGGGCGCAGGAGCAAGUCGACAUGAAGAUGGAGCACUAGGUGUGGACAUGGAGGGAGAGCGUCAUACUGUGGCCAAUCACCGACAUGAGAGUCAAGAUUUGAAAGAGGAGAUGGGUAAGCCUGGCAGCGAUGCUGGCAUGCCUGGUAUUGAAGACAGUGAGGUGGGAAAAGUCGAUGAUGUGCAGUUUGCUUUAAAGAAACCAGCCAUCACUCAGAAGCACGAAGACGCCCCUGAAUCAGUUGUAGGAGCUGGUGCUGGACCCAGAGUCGGGGCAGCCGAUGGCCCUGGGGCCCAGGCUCUAUCUCUAGAUGAGCCAAGGCUCCAGGACAGAGUGGAGACCCGUGGAAAGGUGGUUGCAGCCCCGGGCGUUAUGAAACAGGCGGACAAACCGAUAGUAUUUGAAGAAGACAACAAGGCAGGGAUCAAGGCUGACGAGCUGGGGGAGCAGCAAAGACAAAUACAAGUUCCUGAUCAUGUCAAGGGUGACGGAGAACACUUGAAGGCGAUCCCUCUGCCCCCAAAUCCCGCACAGGUGCCCAACCCCAUCCAGCCUCAUCAGGCCAAAGACCACGCUCAAGCAGAGCCAGUUCACCACCGCCAAAGCCGGUUCUUUGAUGAGAACGAGUCCCCAGUAGAUCCGCAACACGGCUCUAAGCUGGCGGACUACAAUGGGGAUGAUGGGAACGUGGGUGAGUAUGAGGCCGACAAGCAGGCCGAGCUGGCCUACAAUGAGGAAGAGGAUGGUGAUGGUGGGGAGGAAGACGUUCAAGGUGAGCCAGGCCGUGGGACUGGACUGCCUGUCCAGAUGUGUAUCCACCAUUCCUCCCUUGCUCCCACCCUCCACCCCUGACCUCCUGACUCCCCUCCCUGCAUUUGUCCAGACAGUUAGAGUAGCUCACAGCACCCUGAGUUUGGUCCUAGAAUCCAUCAAAUAAUCCCUCUGGGUUGAAGCAGGACUGCUCUGCUUGCAGUUCUUUAGAGCAAUGCCUGAACUGUGUCGGCCAUGUUUUUCAUGUAUAGACACAGUAACAAUCAUAGCAUAGACUUGACCCAUGAACUUAUGGUUCUGUGAGAGUAAUAGAGUACACAUGUAGUGUUGUCUCUCUUGCCUGUGCCUCAUUUUAGCUAUAACACCUGUCUGUGCCCACCAACCAUCUGACCCACAUCCAGACCAGUAGACAAAUAUAGCUCUCUGUGUUUGUGAAUGUGUCCGUGUUCUUGAAUUAUUCAAAUGCAUGCUUGUGUUCUUUUCACUGUUAUAGUUUGCUUCUUCAUUAAUAUUGUAAAAUGAGUUUUUGACUCAACAUUUGGAACCUAAUGUAUUUGUUUUUAUCCAUUUUAAAAUCCAUUCCAGUCCAUUUCAAAAUAUCAUUUCAGUAUUGAUAGUACAGUUACAGUAUGCCUGAUUAAUUUGUAUCAUAUAUAUAU